GAUUCAUUGAUAAAAGAAUAUUAAAGCCACCUGGUUCAAACUUCAGAAUGUUUAAAAUACUUAGCUUCCGUACCUAGUUUUAAUGAGUCCAUAAUAACCUGAAGUAAAAAUAUAAGCAAUAUAAAAGACGGAUAAACAUCUUCAAAGACCUAAGGCUAUUUCUAAAUAAAAUGGAUGUAGAGAAAAGAAGUUAGAUUUAUUAUAGGGAUAUUGUGAAAUUGUUCAGCCGGGGAGUUUGAAUUCCUCCGUAAUCAGCUGACUAUGUCCAGCGAUAAUAAGAACCAAAAUGAGGUGGAGGUUAUGGAGUACACAACCGUUAAGGUAUAAUGACUCAGAAAUACGCAAUCACCGUGACAUGGAGAAAGGCAUAGCUGCUUUAAAUAAGUCUCUUGACGAGUUGGAAAAUGCAACAGACAUUACAAAAGCUACAGCAGCACUCAGUAGAGUUAUAGAAACCGUUUGUGGCGUGAAACGCAAAGCUGAAUAUGUAUGCAUUGAGGAAAGAAAGCUGUUGAAAUCAUGUAAACGCAGAAUCGGGCACCUCAGUCAACUGUGUUUGCUUGAUAGUGGAAUGUUUACUCGGACUUCAGAUGAGCUGCAUUUCAACGCUGGAAAUAAUCAAAAGUCUGAAGAAUCAAUUUCCAAAGUUAAUAGCAGUGAAUCAGACACUACACUUAAACGCCGUUCUACUUAUUCUGUUGAUGAACGCGCACUUUGUCUAGCAAGAUUUCAAAGACACUUGACAGAUUAUCUUUUUACAAGUGGUCAACCUUUAUCGGCAUUGAAAUUUGCUCAGGAAAAAGCCGAGCUUGGUGAUCUAUGUAUGAUGGAAGUUUUUGAUGAAGCUGUGUCUAUUGAGAAGGCGCUUUUAGAAGGAGAUACAGGUCCAGCAUUCUCUUGGUUGCAAGAAGCUAACUUCAAGUUGAAGAAGAACGACUCAUACUAUGAAUUUGAUCUUCGUGUAUUCGAAUUCUAUCUACUUGUCAAGCAGGGGAAACGAAUUGAAGCCAUUCAGCAUGCUAGAAAAUACAUGAAUUCAGUGAAACAAGCUGAUGAUUAUCGUGCCACAAAACUUGGUCAGGCGAUGAUUUUACUGGCAAUGCGUACACCUGAAGAACUUCAGAAUAAGGCAGAUCAGAAUAAGCUAACUGAGGAGUGGAUAGUUAAACGGACUCAUGAAGUACUUAUGGAAUUUUACGCUUACAAUGUUAACACUCCAUUUCAACUGGCUGUUAAUGCUGGAAUUACAGCAAUUAAGACUCAUUACUGUUACAACCCAAAUACUCAACAUCGAGACUGUGCUGUUUGUCAUCCAUUAAUCAACCUGUUGGCAGUGAAUUUACCAUUUGCUCGUCAUGAUCAUUCUAUAUUAACGUGUUACAAAACUGGCCUUCCUAUGAAUGAUGAAAAUCCUCCAAUGUCAUUACCAAAUGGCUAUGUUUACAGCCAGAAGGGUAUCGCUGAGUUAACACGUCCAGAUGGAACAAUAACAUGUCCUCGUUCAGGGAAAACAUUUGAAGCCUCAGAAGUCCAGAGAGUCUACAUAGUCUGAUAGCUUGACAAUUUUGUGAUCUGCAUCCAUCAUUGCAUUGUUAUCUUUUUUGUUCUCCAUUUAUAAUUCUCAUUUAUCGCCAUCAGAAUAUUUUGUGGAAUGAUCUUAUUUUUCAUCUUUUGGUUGGUAAUUGUAAUUACCCGAGUCAACGUUAACAUUGGAAUUUGUUAUCGGGAUUGACGAAAAAUGACUGUCGUUUACAGCUUCAUCACUAUUUUCAAAGCCAAGGAUUUCCCCAGUUUGUGCCAUACUUGCUAACAGAUCACUAGACAUAUAUUUCUCAAGAAUUUCACGUUUGCGCUGGGCUACUAGUGCCGCUUCAAUCUGAAAACACAAAUACGUAAUAAUCAUAAGGAUAAUUAAAGAAUUUAAAAAGAGCGCGAUUGUGUUUUAUCUGGCCUGCAAUCAAUGGUAGACUAGAUACUAUUUGAUGAAAAAAUACGAAACACGGAUUAUCGAAUUUUAUGCAUUAUAAUGUGCUGAGAUUAUUGGUGGUUUUACAAUAAGACUAUUGAUAAAUGCAUAUUAUCUCAAAGCUACCUACAGUGUUUCAACAUAAAGUCGGGUCUAGAUCGCAUUGCACGCACAAUGUGUGGCGCACUGGAUGUUUAUAAAAUACAUUAUAAAUGAUUUAGACUACUACAUUACAGCAUCGGCGUCUGUCGUAAAGUUAAAGGAAAUAACGAACUAUUUUCGAAAAAUUUGAAUAUCAAUCUCACCUGCUCUUGCGAGUAGAUUGGAACAUGGGCAACGAAUGCUCGCUUAACUGUAGUGCUUAAAGAACUCAUCGAUUUUGUGGCCGAACUUCCUGUAUGAUUAUCUAAUUCAUCUGUAUUUUCGUCGUCAUUUAUUAGUGCUACCAAUUGUUCUGCAUUAGAAAAGUCAAUCGACCCAACUUCAUUAUUUUCAUCAAUUGCUUCAUAAAGACGCAUCAAUUCUAUAUCAGCCGGCUGCGUAAGAAAAACAAAGUUAAUCCAGAUGUUAAAUUAUGCGAGAGCAAAUAACAUUUUAAAGUUGUAAUAAAAUCAAAUACAACUUAGUUUCAUUAAUACGAUGGUGUAGUUUGAACAGAAGAUACUGUACAUUUAAACAAUUACUUAAAAAUAGUAAUCAUUUAGUAAGGAAACAGUUCAUCAGAUACUGACGUUUUUGAGUACACAAAAACCAAGGUUUUUUAUGAACCAUUAAUAAGAUCUUGGUUUUCAGCGUUCACAAACGAUGACGACGACAACUGAUAACAAUGAAGCAAGUGUAGUCUCCGCAUGCUGGUUAUUUCAUGAGUUUUAUUUUUGAAUAUAAUGUAUUUUUUUCUUCUUGUACAUUUCGACUAAUCCAUUUUGCAAACUGAGAAAAAAAUGGACUGAAAACAAGAUAGAUUCUAGUGACAUCCGGAAGCACAAUACACAAGGCUCAGUCACAAC
Messenger RNA from Schistosoma rodhaini, 2973 nucleotides. Lineage: Eukaryota; Metazoa; Platyhelminthes; Trematoda; Strigeidida; Schistosomatidae. The record is from the annotation of a GenBank genome assembly.